AUGGCUCCCGAAGUUUCAAAAAGGAAGGUCUUGAGGACUUUGAGCAAUAGGUACAUAUGCCGAACUAUCCCUUUACUGCAUACCAUUAUUCUUCUCAUUGAAAUGGGAAUCGUAGCAAGAAUAGUGUACAAAUUCAAUAGCUACUAUGCCGAUCGCCCAAUCCUCACCAUGAUGAUUACAAACGCGAUCCUCAGUGGUAUCGCUGAUACUGUGGCUCAGUCUAUAAGUGCCAUACGCCUGCGGAUAACUAGUGGCAGUACUUCAAAUCAAAUACCGCUGGCUAUAGAGAUUCACGAGCUUGAUCAAAAGAAUUCCCCAACGCUACAAGAGAUGAGCUCUGAUGCAAAGUCGCAAUUACCUUCAUUUGACUUUGAGCGUCUCUCUCGAUUCAUGGCUUAUGGCUGCAUGAUGGCCCCGAUUCAGUUCAAAUGGUUCAAAUUUUUGUCCAAAUCCUUCCCUAUCACUAAACAAAACGGGCUAGAGUCGGCCUUGAAAAUGAUGGCAUUAGACCAGCUUAUCUUUGCACCCGCUGGCAUUGCGACUUUUUUUACAGUUAUGACCAUCGCUGAAGGGGGUGGCCGUCGGGCUGUCUCGACUAAGUUAAGAGAUAUGUACCUUCCAACUCUCAAGGCCAACUUUGUUGUCUGGCCUCUGGUGCAAAUGGUUAACUUCAGGCUCAUGCCUCUUCAAUUUCAACUUCCCUUUGUCUCAACCAUAAGUAUCGCAUGGACUGUAUAUCUCUCGCUCUCAAAUGCCUCCGAAGACGCUGAUGUCCGAUCAACACCACAAUCACCGAACUUUAGAUUGCAGUAA
Messenger RNA from Blumeria graminis f. sp. triticale, 813 nucleotides. Lineage: Eukaryota; Fungi; Ascomycota; Leotiomycetes; Helotiales; Erysiphaceae. The record is from the annotation of a GenBank genome assembly.